GUGCUCUGUUACCAUGGCUGCUCGGGCGCUCAGUGAAAACCAAGGUCGGGGGCUCGGGACCUCCGUAAAAAGGAGCUACUGAUAAUAACUAACCAGGGGAUUCAGUUAAGUAUACUUAGGUGUUCUUCCCAAUUUCAAGAAGAAAAAAAGUGUUCUUGCCACUCUCGCUCUGCUCGGACGCGCGCCGCCAUGGACAGUUCCUCCCUGCUCUUCCCUCGCUUCCAAUCUCGUCGCGUUAAUCACCUUCCAGUUCCACCAACGCGAGAAAUCUCAUUUUUCCAGACACAGAAUUCCAGUUCUCUAGUUUCGAUGCGAAUUACCCAGCGCCAUCCCUUCCCCAGUUCUCCAGCCUCGUCAGAGUAGCCGAUGGAGAUAGAUCUGAACCGGGACGCCCGCGACGGCGACGCGGAGAGGGUCGCCGCCCCGCAGAGUAACCGCGCCGUCGGAGUGGAGGUCGUCGCCCAGGAGGGCAACGGCGAUGGUGGCAUGGUGGCCGCUGCGGAGGGCGUCGGCGCUGCCCCGGAGACGGUCGGCGUCGGCGCCUCGGAGGGCGUCGCCCCGGAGAAGAACGGCGUCGGCUCCGGUGGCGAGAAGGAGGUCGCCUCGGAGGGGAGCGGCGCCGGCGCCGAGGUGGGCGCUGCCGUCGAGACGAACGGCGUCGCAGUUGACGUCUGGAUCUGCCACCAGUGCCGUCAGAGAAAAACAGGGCUCACGGCAGCUUGCAGAGGGUCCAAGAAGAACGGCAAGUGCACUCUCAGAUAUUGCAAGAAUUGCAUACGUAACAGGUACCCUUUGAUUGCGGAUGAGGUGUUGAAGGAGGAAGCCUGGGAAUGCCCCAAGUGCAGGAAUGACUGCAACUGCAGCAAGUGCAAAAAGAGGAGAGGGGAGGAGCCAGCAGGACCAAUGGUCCAUUCUGUCAAGAGACCGAAGGGCGACCUGCGGAGAAUUGAGAGCACCGAUGCUCUCAAGGAUGAAAUAGUCAUACCCAGAGGUACUCUUGUCAAGAGACCGAAGGGCAACCUGCGGAGAAUUGAGAGCACCGAUGCUCUCAAGGAUGAAAUAGUCAUACCCAGAGGUACUCUUGUCAAGAGACCGAAGGGCAACCUGCGGAGAAUUGAGAGCACCGAUGCUCUCAAGGAUGAAAUAGUCAUACCCAGAGGUACUCUUGUCAAGAGACCGAAGGGCAACCUGCGGAGAAUUGAGAGCACCGAUGCUCUCAAGGAUGAAAUAGUCAUACCCAGAGGUACUCUUGUCAAGAGACCGAAGGGCAACCUGCGGAGAAUUGAGAGCACCGAUGCUCUCAAGGAUGAAAUAGUCAUACCCAGAGGUACUCUUGUCAAGAGACCGAAGGGCAACCUGCGGAGAAUUGAGAGCACCGAUGCUCUCAAGGAUGAAAUAGUCAUACCCAGAGGUACUCUUGUCAAGAGACCGAAGGGCAACCUGCGGAGAAUUGAGAGCACCGAUGCUCUCAAGGAUGAAAUAGUCAUACCCAGAGGUACUCUUGUCAAGAGACCGAAGGGCAACCUGCGGAGAAUUGAGAGCACCGAUGCUCUCAAGGAUGAAAUAGUCAUACCCAGAGGUACUCUUGUCAAGAGACCGAAGGGCAACCUGCGGAGAAUUGAGAGCACCGAUGCUCUCAAGGAUGAAAUAGUCAUACCCAGAGGUACUCUUGUGACUUGCGUUGCUGGUGUAGAGAUGCAGCCUGAAGAUGUUGGUGCCGCCAUUCAAUUUUUGGAGUUUUGUCGCUCAUUUGGCGAGAUCUUCCAAAUAAGGAAGGGCCAAUCAGAAAAAAUUGUCAAAGACAUAACUGGAGAUCGUCAACUCCGAGAGGUGUCUUCAGUUGUUGCUGAGCUUCACACAAACCUGUUAUCUGUCAUAGAAAAUGGCAAUUACAAGCCUUUGAAAUAUCCAAAACAUGGGGAUACAUGGAUAAGAAAACUCAGCAAAUAUAUCACUGACUCGACAUUACAUGCAAAAGAUUUCAUCCUUGACUGCUUAAGCCAUGGGCUAUCUGGAUAUAAAAAUUUGAGCCCUUCUCAUAAGCUGGAUGUGCUGAAUUCUCUGUGUGACGAGGCAUUAUCAUCUGAAAAGUUGAGGACUAGGAUUGAAGCUAGAGAGGGUGUGGCCAGACAAAAGAUCCGUGCUGCAACCGAGAAGGAAAAGGAGCUAAAAGAAAGACAGAAUGACAUGGCUAAAACAAUGGGAGGAGAAAUCACUGGCAAUGAAGAAGCUAAUAAUAUCUUUUGUCAAAUAAAAGAGGCAAAAGAAGUCAAGCAGGCAGCCAUGAAGGAAUUAGAGGAACUGGGAUGUGUCCUUAGGUCCACGCCUGUCAUGGUAGACAAAGGAGUAGCAUACUGGAAGCUGGAUGGCUAUUGUAAUAACAAUACAAACAUAUUGCGCCAAGAAUUUGACAAAGAAGCUACAAUGAAGAACCAAGACAAGUGGUUCAUGUUCAGUGAAGAUGAACAGAAAGUAGUUGAAAAUCAUGUAACUACAAGGUCCCAGCGCCCAUGGAGAAAGGAUAACCGGGUGUGAUGAUUUACAGAUCCCAAUCUCCUGCUGUUUUAACUGCUUGAUGGUGAAUGAACUACCCCAGAUGACAGUUGCUACAGAACAACCAACAUUUCUCGAAGAUUGGGUCAUAGCAUUUGAAUACAAAUCUUGUGGCAUCUUUUUUCUCCCCUAUGGGAACACAGCAAGACUUAGUAGCACCUUCUGAUGUAUUUUUUGGGGAUGUUUUGAAAAUGAGAGAAAGCUAGAGCAUGCAGCUUUGCUGAAAUUUAUUGUUAGCAUUUGAAUGUC
Messenger RNA from Triticum urartu, 2802 nucleotides. RefSeq lists its product as uncharacterized. Gene Ontology annotation, cellular component: nucleus. Lineage: Eukaryota; Viridiplantae; Streptophyta; Magnoliopsida; Poales; Poaceae. The record is from RefSeq and is a predicted model, not a curated record. Gene Ontology annotation, biological process: regulation of DNA-templated transcription.